Acipenser ruthenus (sterlet) is the source of this 3272-nucleotide messenger RNA. RefSeq names its product RNA-binding protein MEX3B-like. The transcript has 2 exons. Bases 359 to 2011 code for a protein of 550 amino acids. NCBI's taxonomy places the organism in Eukaryota, Metazoa, Chordata, Actinopteri, Acipenseriformes, Acipenseridae. The record is from RefSeq and is a predicted model, not a curated record. Gene Ontology annotation, molecular function: RNA binding.
UCAUGUUCACAUAUUCCCCAGUAGUGCUGUCUGGCGGCUGCUGCUCAGACAGAAAACAGAAAGCGCUGAGUGAGCCGGGGAGGGGCUCUUUUAAGGGAUAUUGCCAUUGCCGGCAUUCCAACAAUCUAGCAUUCUGGUGUCCGCGUUCUAUCCGUCCCGUAGAAUUUGGGGAUCCGGUUUAUCAGUACGUCCAGUUUAACCGGAUUGCACUGAAUACUGACUGCAAAGAAAAAGAGAAGCACUGAUUUGGCACCGGACCCCCUGUUCCUUACGAGUCCUACCCUCCUUCCUUAGUGUUUUUUCCCCUUUGUCUGAUCUUCCUGAUCCCUGGUUACAAUCAGACUGCGAAAUUUCAAAGAUGCCAAGCUCACUUUUUGCCGACAUGGACAGGAACGGAAGCAGCGGGGAGACCCACGAUGACCAAAGAGCCCUGCAGAUAGCACUGGAGCUUUCUUUGCUCGGUUUGGACAACGAUGACAAUUCCGUCUACGAUAACGAACCGAGAAGAAAGAGCGUCAACAUGACCGAGUGCGUCCCAGUUCCAAGCUCAGAGCAUGUAGCCGAAAUUGUCGGAAGGCAAGGAUGUAAAAUCAAAGCUCUCAGAGCUAAGACCAACACCUAUAUCAAGACCCCAGUGCGUGGGGAUGAGCCAGUCUUUGUUGUGACCGGCAGAAGGGAAGAUGUAGCAAUGGCCAGGAGGGAAAUCAUCUCAGCCGCAGAGCAUUUCUCCAUGAUCCGAGCCUCCAGGAAUAAAAACAGCAGCUUGAACGGGGCUGCCACAGUCCCGGGGCCACCCAACCUGCCCGGGCAGACCACCAUCCAGGUGCGGGUUCCCUACAGAGUGGUGGGGCUGGUGGUGGGACCCAAGGGGGCGACCAUCAAACGCAUCCAGCAGCAGACACACACCUACAUUGUCACUCCGAGCAGGGAUAAAGAGCCAGUCUUUGAGGUCACGGGCAUGCCUGAGAACGUGGACCGAGCCCGGGAGGAGAUCGAAGCGCACAUCGCCGUGCGCACUGGGGGUCUGAUCGAGCUGACAGACGAGAACGACUUCCACGCCAAUGGCACCGAUGUGGGAUUUGAGCUUCAUGGCCCAGGGAGCCUGUGGAGCAAGCCCACGCCCAGCAUGGCCCCCCAUGCCGGCCGCAAGCCUUUCUCCAACUACCGCAAUGACAGCUCCAGCUCUCUGGGGAGUGCCUCCACAGACUCCUACUUUGGGAACAACAGCAGUUCCAGGCCGGCAGAUUACAGCCCGCCAAGCCCUGCCUUGAGCUACACCGCUUCAAACAAUGGCAACAACAACAACAACAAAAACAACAACAACAACAACGUUAACGUCCAUGGCAAUGGGAAUGGAUUUAUCUAUGGGAGUGAUGUCAUUUCCCCAGAUUGCACUGACUUGACCUUCGACUCUCCGUCAGGGUUUGACCCCGCACCUGCCCCACCCGGGUCAACCCUGAUCUGGUCCCAGUACGAACGCAACGUGGCCAUUUCUACCACCACCGCCACCACCACUGCCAUCUAUCCAACCAGUGCUUCCACUAACGCCAACGGGAUCAUUGCGAACCAGAGACGGGUGAACGGCGUGGGGUGCACCGCCAAGCCUCGGCUCUCCCCUCCCUUGCACCACGUCACCGGGGUUGCAGAGCAUCCUCUGGCACGCAGAGUGCGCAGUGAUCCUGGAGGUGGAGGCCUCGGCUUCCCUGGUUAUACCAGCAACGGGCUUUCCAGUGGCAUUGGCUCUCUCUCGGGGUCCCCCCUGUCUGGGGUCCCCUCUGAUUCCUCUUCCUCGAGCUCUUCGUCCAGCUCCUCCUCUACCUCGUCUGGUACAGGGAGGAAGGGCAGCCGGGAUUGCUCGGUUUGCUUUGAGAGCGAAGUGAUCGCAGCCCUGGUCCCAUGUGGCCACAACUUGUUCUGCAUGGAAUGUGCGAACCGCAUCUGUGAGAAAAACGAGCCCAAAUGCCCCGUCUGCCACGCUGCAGUUUCUCAGGCUAUACGUAUAUUUUCAUAAAAUAUAAAAAGAGAACAAAAAAAUGUUGUUGUACUGCAUUAUAAAGAUAUAAUAACCAGUAUAUAUAAAUAUAUAAAGCUGCAGUAUCCAAAAAGGGACACAACUUUUCAGGACUUGGGGGGGGGGGGGGGGGGGGGAAAUCUCUAACAUCUAGUGCAUGUUACAAAUAAUAAAGAUUAGUAAAUUAUAGUAAUAGUGAAUUUUACAAUAUAUUUAUAAAGUUCCAAAAAGUGAACUCAUGAUUGAGGUACUUAAGUCCUGUAAUGUACAGACUGUUAGUGAAUGGGCCUUCUGAUAUUGGAAACAUGCUAAUUGCAGAGCAAAUUGUUGGGUGCUUUGUAGAAAGUCAAGCCGUUCCUGUGGAAAAUGUAAAUGGGGGGGAAAAAAGAGAUACUGCAGCUUUAGCAAAAAGAAUAAAACAACAUAUCUUAUAUAUAUAAAAAAAAAAAUCCACAAGUUUAACGUUUUAACGAUAAAUUGCAUUAAUACAGAUUGAAGUAUUUUAUUCUUUUUUGACUUGAAAGAUUAUAUUUCGUAUUGCAAAGAUGUUUACAGGUAUUUUAAUUUAAGUUCAGUGAACUUUUUGUAGCUGGGUUAAAAAAAAAUAAUCUUUUUUUAUUUUUUAGUAUGGCCUUAGGGCAAAGAACACUGUAUUAUUUUAAUAUCACACAACUGUGGAUGGAAAUACAAACCACAAAAUGUGUAUUGCAUUAAACAGUAUUCUGUUGGGAUGGAGGUUUUUAUAGGUUUAGCAAAAAAAAAAAAAAGAAAGUCUUUUAAAUCUGCUUCACCCAGCAUAUUUUCUAUUCAGUGAUAUAAAGCAUAUUUUAUUCUAUAUUAUUAUGAAAAUGUAUAAAACUUAGUAAGUCAAACAAACGGAACCGUUUAUGCUUUCUAACAUUUGUACAAAUUAGAUUUCAGUGGAAAUUACAGAAUUCCUUUGCACCACUCUAGUUUUCUAUUUUAAUACAUUUGUUUACCACUUGUUUAUGUAUAUGUAGGUGAAGUUACUUGAGCGUAAUUGUACUUUAUUGAGCAAAGUUUAAAAACAAAGUAUAUUUUAUUUUAUGAUAAAGGGCCUUUAACCUCAUGGUCAAAUACUAAUAUUAUAUUUGCUGAAACAAGAUUUGAAAUUGUAUCAAGAGUUUUAUUUUUCUGGCAUUUUAAAGUUCUACAUAAUAAAGGUAAAACUUAAGUAAUGGUGCUACUUCAUGUUUUUUUAAGUAUUUCUAUAUAAAUCUAAUAAAAAUGGUACAUAAAA